AUGACUGAAUUAGUUAAAUUAUUUGCUAUUGCUUUAAACGUAAAUGAUCUAAUCGUUGAGCUGAGCAGCAUGCGUGUUGGUUGUCGCAUAGAUGACGUUAGUAUAAAUAGUAUAAAUUAUGCUGACGACAUGGUGCUGCUCAGUCCGUCAGUUGAGGGUCUAAAUAAACUGCUGAGAGUUUGCGAGUCCUAUGCUAUUAAGCAUGGGCUCCUAUAUAAUGUCAAAAAGACGGAAUAUCUAGUCUUUAAGGCCGCCGGCAAAAGCACCGAUCACGAUCUCAAUAUCACCCUGAAUGGCAUGAACAUAAAGCAUGUUUCAAAAUUUAAAUAUUUGGGACAUAUGAUUGCUGACGACCUUAAGGACGAUUCCGAUAUUGAUAGGGAGCGUAGGGCUCUGGCGGUCAGAGGUAACAUGUUGGCUCGCAGAUUUGUGCGGUGUACUGAACAAGUUAAGAUCACGCUUUUUAAAGCAUACUGCCAAAACAUGUACACCGGGAGUCUGUGGGUCAGCUAUACCAAAAAAUCGCUAGAUGCUAUGCGGGUCCUAUAUAAUAAUGUGUUUAGGAUGUUGAUGGGACUGCCUCGUUUCUGCAGCGCGUCGGCAAUGUUUGCCGAAUACCAAAUUGAUGGGUUUGCGGCCCUUAUCCGUAAAAAAAACAACAUCGCUGAUCUUCAGAGUGCGUGGCAGUUGCAAUAG
Amyelois transitella is the source of this 696-nucleotide messenger RNA. RefSeq lists its product as uncharacterized. Lineage: Eukaryota; Metazoa; Arthropoda; Insecta; Lepidoptera; Pyralidae. The record is from RefSeq and is a predicted model, not a curated record. The coding region runs from base 1 to 696 and encodes 231 amino acids. The transcript has a single exon.